AUGAGCUUCUCUGAAAUCGUCGUCGAGGGACUGCGAAUGAGUAAGAGCGUCAGAAAAAAACUAAACGGGCUUAUUCUAGCUACAUCGGCAACACGAACCGCGACUACGUUCGAAGAUUGGCUGCCGUUCGUCUGCACGUUCAACAUGUUACAGUCAGUAAGUGUUCACCUGAUGGAUGAACGACGUCAAUCUCGCCUCACGUAUGACGAUCGCCGUGGGUCGCGAUUAUCGCGUAGAGGCACGCUCGCUGACAUAGUUGUCAGCUCCCAUCAUCUUUGCCCACCACAAUGGUAUGGUGUCGGAUUCAUCGAAGACUAUCAGCCAUCAUUAACAACACCAACAGACAAUCCUAUUGGAUGGGCGAUGUUCAAUCCUUUGCCUAUUCGUGGACCCACGCAGAGGCCACGGAAUCGAACUAUAGGUAUGAGCACGUUGUUACUGAUUUAUUUCCCAACACAUCAUUAUUUGUCGUUAGAUGGUUCUGUAUGGGAAGGUGAGGAGCAGUGA
Messenger RNA from Necator americanus (New World hookworm), 507 nucleotides. RefSeq lists its product as uncharacterized. The coding region runs from base 1 to 507 and encodes 168 amino acids. The transcript has a single exon. The record is from RefSeq and is a predicted model, not a curated record. NCBI's taxonomy places the organism in Eukaryota, Metazoa, Nematoda, Chromadorea, Rhabditida, Ancylostomatidae.